Messenger RNA from Brachypodium distachyon (stiff brome), 2610 nucleotides. Its product is annotated as serrate RNA effector molecule. Gene Ontology annotation, biological process: primary miRNA processing; mRNA processing. Bases 79 to 2184 code for a protein of 701 amino acids. The transcript has 12 exons. Gene Ontology annotation, cellular component: nuclear body. The record is from RefSeq and is a predicted model, not a curated record. Lineage: Eukaryota; Viridiplantae; Streptophyta; Magnoliopsida; Poales; Poaceae.
GGUCGAUUGCAUCCCGAGCCGCUCCACUCCUCUACUGGCAGACGACUCGCAAACCCUAACCCCGCCCAGACCCCUCCCAUGGCAGACGUCAUAGACCCCGGCUCCGAGGCUCCCCGGGCGCGCCGUCCGCCGCCUCCGCCGCCCGACAGCCCAGAGGACCGCUCGCUGCCGAUUCCCCCACCACCGCCCCCCGGCGGCCCACCGCCCACCCGUAAGCGGAGCCGCUCGCCGCCACGCCCCUCCCUCCCCCCGCCGCCGCCACUCGGCUCUUCGCGUCCCGAGCGCUACCGCGACCGAGACCGCGACAACAACCGCGGCGGGCGUGGCGGGGGCAGCACCAGCCCUCCGCCGCGCCGCCGCCACUCGCCGUCCAGGAGGUCCCCGUCGCCGCCGUUCAAGCGGUCGCGGAGGGACGACGGAUACGACCGCCGAGGCCGCGGCAGCCCACCACGGUACGACCGUGGCGGAGGCAGAGGUGGGUACGGCAAUGACCGGUACCAUGGCAGGCAUCCGAAUCGUGCUUCAGAUUGGCCUGAUUCAGGAUUUGGGGCAUCAAAUGAUGGUCCUGGGAUCACAAGGGAAGGCUUGAUGACAUACAAACAGUUCAUCCAAGUUCUUGAGGAUGAUAUAUCACCAGCUGAAGCUGAGAGCCGGUACCAAGAAUACAAGACAGAGUACAUCACUACCCAGAAACGUGCUUAUUUUGAUCUCCACAAAAAUGAAGACUGGUUGAAAGACAAGUACCAUCCAACCAACUUAUUAUCUGUCAUUGAAAGGAGGAAUGAACGUUGUAAGGUAGUUGCGAAGGACUUCUUUCUUGAUUUGCAAAAUGGAACCCUUGACCUUGGUCCUGGAAUAACUGCUGCUGCACCAAGUAAAUCAGAAAAUGGCAGCGAUGUAAACUCUGAAGAUGAUGGAGAUGGUGACAAAAGAAGAAAGCACAUCAGGGGUUCCUCAAAAGAAAAAGAUCCUCUUUCUGCUGCUCCCAAGGCUCAUCCAGUUAGCUCUGAACCUCGACGAAUUCAAACUGACAUAGAACAAACUUUAGGCCUGGUGCGUAGGCUGGACACCGAGAAGGGUAUUCUGGGGAAUAUCCUGUCAAGUGGUGAUCAUGAGAAGUCAGAUGUAGACAAAUCACAUAUUGGAUCAAUGGGCCCUAUAAUUAUAAUUCGAGGCUUAACGACUGUCAAGGGCCUUGAAGGCGUUGAGCUCCUUGAUACUCUUCUUACCUAUUUAUGGCGUGUUCAUGGAGUUGAUUACUAUGGCAUGUCUGAAACGAAUGAGGCGAAAGGCCCUCGUCAUGUGAGAGCAGAUAGCAAGAAUUCUAGUACAAUUAAUGUCAAUGCUGUUGAUUGGGAGAAGAAGCUGGAUACAUUCUGGCAGGAAAGGUUGAGUGGUCAAGAUCCCAUGGUUAUAUUAACAGCCAAGGACAAAAUUGAUGCGGCAGCUGCUGAAGUUUUAGAACCUCAUGUCAGGAAAAUAAGGGAUGAAAAGUAUGGAUGGAAAUAUGGAUGUGGAGCCAAGGGCUGUACGAAACUUUUCCACGCUCCUGAGUUUGUUUACAAGCAUUUGAGGCUCAAGCAUCCAGAGCUGGUGUUAGAAGUUACUUCAAAAGUCCGAGAGGAUCUUUAUUUCCAAAACUACAUGAAUGACCCUAAUGCACCAGGUGGAACACCAGUUAUGCAGCAGUCUGCACCAGACAAAUCAAGGCGUGGUAUGGACAGUCGUCUGAGAUAUGACCGUACCAAUCGCAGAGAUUAUGAUAGGGCAGAUAGAGAUGGAGGCAGAUAUGGUCGAGGUGAUGGCUCUCCAAACCGUGAUGGACCUGAUGAUCAGAUGUUUGAUGCCUUCCGUGGACGAGGCUCCAAUGCUCCUUUCGGUUCUGAAUUCCCUGCUCCGCCAAUAUUGAUGCCUGUUCCUGGUGCUGGUCCACUGGGACCAUUUGUUCCUGCGCCUCCAGAAAUAGCCAUGCAUAUGCUGAGAGAGCAAGGACCUCCUCCAUUUGAACCAAACGGUGCACCCCAUGGCAACCCACAAGUGCUUGGACAAAUGAUGGGCGGAGGUCCAGCACCAAUUAUAGCCAUGCCACCAUCUUUUCAUCAUGAUCCUCGUCGUUUGCGAAGCUAUAAUGACCUUGAUGCCCCUGAUGAGGAAGUUACUGUUCUUGACUACAGAAGUUUGUAGGCAUUAUUCAUCUACACAAGCAAUCUUGCCAAGUGUAGCAUCUCCAUAUGUCUUGAGGUUUGCAGUCCUCCCGGUAGACAAGGAGGAUGUGUUCUUAUAGAGGCGUAUGAGGAACUGCCAUGGUUUAGAAGAGCAAUUUUUUAGGUCUCCUGUAUUGUGUCAAAAGUUUUUAUUUUAGCUUAAAAGGCAGGAACUUAUGAUUUGCUCAUGUGUGUUGCAUUGUGCGCUAUGCAGUCACGAGAAAAGUAUUGAAGAACUAUUUGAUUUUUGGGUCGGUAUUUAACCGAUGUUGUAUUUCUUACCGCAGCACCUUUACUGAUACACUGGAAUCAAAUAAACCAUUAUUGCUGUGGUUUCGUUCUAUGUGCAGUCAUGUCUGAGCUGUACUCUUCACAUUCAGGUGAAUAAAGACCAUUCGUCCUUUAA